AUGGCCAUUAGGAUGGCAAUAAGAUAUCGUAAAGAAUUAUUAGAAAUGGAAUCACAAAAAAUUAAAGAACUCAAAGAAGACAUACUGAACAGUCUUUAUCACAUUUUGGGACAGCAUAACAAAUGUGCAGCUUAUUUCUGUAAAAGAAAAAAUAAUGAAGAAAAUCGUGUUCUAGAAGCAGAAAAAAGUGGUCUAAUGACAGAAAUGUUAAUGUUACCAAUAACGUGUGCGAGCAGUUUAAAAGUGUCGUGA
Molecule: messenger RNA, 252 nt
Organism: Macrosiphum euphorbiae (potato aphid)
Lineage: Eukaryota; Metazoa; Arthropoda; Insecta; Hemiptera; Aphididae
Source: the annotation of a GenBank genome assembly